CUUAUUGCGACAAGGGCUACGUGUACUAUGGAUGCACGAGGAAUGAGAAGUUCUCGGAGAAGAUCAAUGUCCCCGAACAACCGUCGGAUUGCAAGUGCGAAGAUUCCAAUUAGCGAAUCGAGCGAAAGGUGAAUGAUCUCACUUGAAUUGACAGAAUCGGGAAUCUUCUGAACGCAAACCACUCUUGGAUCAAAGGAGUAGAGGGGAGAAGGUAGAAGAUCAGGAGAAAGGAAAGCGAACAGCACAAUAUACCUGUUCGCAGUGUCUGAAGAGAAUAUCGUGAAAAAGGCUUCAUAAGUAUCAUUUCAGUAUCAAGUUAGUUGCUCAAUUAGUAAGAACACAUGUGCUCUAAUCUGCACAUUUCUAUAUAUAUAACACGCGUUUUAAUACCACAAAAUCUUUCGUUAUUUGUACAUAUAAAAUAAAAAUGAAGAAACAACAUAUUGACGAAGAAAUAGGACUGUGGUCAAAUGUCUGUUCUAACAGUUCAAACGCAAACAGUGGAUGAACAUUUUAAAUUACUCCUUAAAGAUAAUAGUGUGAUUGAUUCAGAAGCGACUGACGUAACAUCCAAUGAUCUUCCAGAUUGGUACAAUGAAAAAUUGUACAAAGAAGCUCAAAACUAUUUUAAACGAAACAUGAUGUCGAUAAUAUCGGCAAGUACAAUAGGACUUAUUAUAGUAUUUUCAGUGGAGACAAUAUUAAAGGUACUCAUAUGCACAAAACGAAGUAAUUCAACUUGCUUGGCUUUUAAAAGAUAUAUAGAAACUAUAUUACAUUUGUAUAAUCUAUUUAUAUGCGAUCCAAAAGAUAGCGACUCCAAGUGGUACAAAUCAAUAAACACCAUUCGUUGGCAUCACAAAAUAGGAUCCAAGAAAUCAAAGAAUGCUAAUAUUGGAGAAAUUUCUCAAAGAGAUAUGGUUCUCACCCAAUACGGUUUCCUCGCAUUUAUCUACAUUGCACCUAAAUCUUUUGGACUAUGCAAUACACCAGAAGAAAACGAGGCAUUUAAUCAUUUGUGGCGUGUAAAUGGCCACAUGUUAGGAAUUUUUGAUAGAUUUAAUGUGUGUCGUAAAAAUGCAAAAGAAACCACUGAAUUAUGUCAAAAAAUCAAAGAUCUAUAUAAAACUUGUUUGAGUAAACCUUCACCUGAGUUUAAUAAUAUAACGUCAUAUGUACUAGAUGCAUUAUGGUACCUUGAUAUCACCGUAAAUAAAGAUGCUUUCAUGGCAUUCACCUAUGAAUUACAUGAUCUCCCAUACAAAAAGCUUGGAUGGUAUAGUUGGUUAAAUAUGAAAUAUCGUGCAGGAAUGUUUUAUCUGUUUCUUGUUCCUUAUGUUGGAGGAAUAGUCAGAACAUGCAAUAAUUAUUUAGUUUUAUUUAUUCUUUGGAAUUCACAACAUUUUCCUCUACUUGCGUGGCUGAAAUUUGGGAAAGAUAAUGUUUGGCUCAAUCUAUAUCCCAAACAUUAAAGCUUAAAAAAGUAUAAAUAAUGUAUGUUUAUACAAAUGAAAUAAAUAUUACUUAAUUUUAACAUUAUUUUUUUAUUAUAUAUGUAUUAAGCCUUCGGUACACGAUUUUUUUUAAUACAUCUUAAUACGUGUCCUGGUUGGCUUGGAUGAUUAUGUCACUAAUCGUAAGCCAAUGAGGAUACGUAGUAAGACGCCUCGUAUGCGAUCUAGCAUGAAAAAUCAUAUCGUGUGCCGAAGGCUUUAGUUUAUACAUAUAUUUAAAAAAUUUUUAUAUAUUUAAAUUUAUUUUUAACUAAUAAAGACAAGCCUUACUCAGGCAUAGCUAA
Molecule: messenger RNA, 1798 nt
Organism: Monomorium pharaonis (pharaoh ant)
Lineage: Eukaryota; Metazoa; Arthropoda; Insecta; Hymenoptera; Formicidae
Exons: 10
Coding region: 471-1472 (333 amino acids)
Source: RefSeq, a predicted model, not a curated record